GCCCCUUGCAUCGGACGUCAGGCACAAGAGGCGUGGCUAACUUUCGUGUCUGACAUCUGAUGCAGGGGGCGGGGCUAGGGGGCCGUGGCGCGGGCUGAAAUUGGCGUGCCAUUGGCCUGUGGAAGCACCAGUUCUCUCUGGGGAUCUCAGGGACAGAAAGGGCUUCAAUACAGAGCUUGAGUGGGGCUGGGAGAUGUGAGCAGGAAGCCCUUCCAGGCCAGAUACACAUUUUUAUUUUGCCCAUUUGCCCCCUAAUAGUGGCUUCCAUCCACCCCUAACCCCAAAUGGAUAAACAGCACUCAGUCAGUUCACCUGGUUUCGGGAAAGCAACCUGCCUAGAGAGCAGGAGGCUGUUGGUUCGAAUCGCCACUGGUGUGUUUCCCAGACUAUGGGAUAUAGUCAGGCAGCAGCGCUAUAGGAAGAUUUUGAAAGGCAUCAUCUCACACUGUGCGGGAGGAGGCAAUGGUCAAGCCCUCCUGUAUUCUACCAAAGACAACCACAGGGCUCUGUGGGCGCCAGGAGUCAAUGCUCAACGCUGACUUCUCGAGACAAUCUUUCCUUUCCUUUCCUGUCUCUGGACAUACUUCUUGGACUGGUUUUCUUUCUCUGUGUGUGUGUCUGCGCGUGUUCGCAUCUGUGUGCUGCAGCGGAUCUAGCAAAAAGUUACAGGGAAAUUACACAGGGAAAUUGCAAGACAUGACAUGAAGGACAUGCAGUCUUCCAGGCAGCACAAUCCUCUUGCACCCUGCUUCAGACUCCAAGGAGCAGCUCAAGCUUAUUAUAGAAACUCCUGCUCUGGAUUCACAGCACGCUUCUGCUGCAGCGCAUGCAGCGGUUGCAAGUUCUUCCUCCAGCUCUUCUGAACCCGUUAACUCUUCUCUCCGUCCCUUCACUGCCUCUUCCUCCUCCACGGCUGAAGUGUGACUCCAAGUCUGGAACUGCAAAGUCCACCCCCACCCCCGUUUGUUAGGAAACCUUUCCAGGGUGGUAGACAUCCUCCUUGCCUACGAUUCUAUAGAACAAAGAUGAGUCCCAAGCGCGGCAUAUCUGUAGAUGUUUUGCCUCUAGGCUGCUGAAGGAGUCUAGUGAAUUCUGCUUGCUGCUGAGCAUGCGCACAGCAGGCAUUUCUGCUUUGCAAGCUGCAAGGGAUAGCAAAGGGACGCAGACGGAAGCUUCGGUUCAGUCCCCCAAAUCGAUAAAGCAGCACUGCUUGGACCCCCAAAGCUUGGAGAUCCGUGAGCUGGCAUUUGGCUGCCAAGAAUCUUCAUCCCUCAACAUGGAGAUGUUUUUCGGAGCUGCCUUGGAGCAGGGAUUAAAGAUAGAAAAGGAAGACUCACCUGGCCAGGAAGCAGGAAAAGGCCCUGAGACCAGCCAGGCUGGGAACAGCAGGGAAUUCUGGGAAAGAGCUGAGCAGAAGAUGCUGGGAGUGGAAGAGGACGCCACCAGCUCAGAUGUGCAGUGCCAAAGGUUCAGGCAGCUCUGCUACCGGGAGACCGAGGGGCCCCGAGAGGUUUGCAGCCAACUCCACAGGCUUUGCUGCCGGUGGCUGAAGCCGGAAAGGCACACCAAGAAGCAGAUCGUAGACCUGGUGGUGCUGGAGCAGUUCCUGACCAUCCUGCCCGCGGAGAUGGAGAGCUGGGUCAGAGAAUGCAGAGCGGAGACCACUUCCCAGGCGGUGGCUCUGGCCGAAGGUUUCCUCCUGAGCCGGGAAGAGGAGCAGAAGCCGGAAGAGCAGCAGAUGCAAGGACUGCUGUCAGAUACGGCCCCUCAUUUUCCUGAGGCAGAGGAGGCUCCAUCGGACACUAGGCAGAGGUUGCCAUCCAGCAGGAUCUCACAGGAGGGUGAUGGAGAUGCUGGAAUGAAACUGCCCAGCCGUCCUCAUCCAUCUCUUCUUUCUGGGGGAGCAGAAGAAGCUUCACGAAGAUGGGAUCAGGAUCAGGCUCUCACAGCCAGGAGUGCUGCACACAGAGACUGGGUUAGGAAAAAGGCUAGUGUGGAGGUAAAAGUACAGCUGGCGCGAGCAUCAAGGCCGGGCAAAAUGGAGGUUCCUGUGCCAAGACGUAGGAAAAAGAUGGCAGAUCCAAGGAAGAAACACCUGGUGACCUUUGAGGAAGUGGCUGUGCAUUUCACGGAGGAGGAGUGGGCGCUGCUGGAUCCGGCCCAAAGAGCCCUGCACAGAGAAGUCAUGGAGGAGAAUGCUGGAAAUCUGUCCUCUCUGGAAGCUGAGAGUGGGAAGAAUGAAGGAAAACCUAGUGGAGGAAUUUUGGGAGGCAAAAGAGGGGGAAAGAAGGAACAUCAGAAACUAAAAACAGGAGUGAAAUGGAAGAACAAGAAGGGAUCAUCCUCUUCUCAUCAGGCAACCCAAAAAAUACUGCAGAAAGAACAAGAGAGAAGUCUGUGCCCUCCAAGCAGGAAAAGCUCCAGUUCAGAACCAAGCUCUAAACCUCAAGGGGGAAAUCACAGAGGGGAGGAACCACAUAAAUGUUUGGAGUGUGGAAAGAGCUUCAGCACAAAGGGAAACCUUACUAGACAUCAAACAAUCCACACCGGAGAGAAACCUUAUGAAUGUGGGGUGUGUGGAAAGCGCUUCAGACGGAAAGGAGCACUUACUAUACACCAGAGAAUCCACACUGGGGAUAAACCAUAUAAAUGCUUGGAGUGUGGAAGAUGUUUUAGCAGGAGUGAGGAUCUUACUAUACACCAUAGAACUCACACUGGGGAGAAACCACAUAAGUGCUUGGAGUGUGGAAAGAGCUUCAUCCAGAAUAAAGAUCUUACUAUACACCAUAGAACUCACACUGGGGAGAAACCAUAUAAGUGCUUGGAGUGUGGAAAGAGCUUUAGCCAGAAUAAUGAUCUUACUAAACAUCAUAGAACUCACACUGGGGAGAAACCAUAUAAAUGCUUGGAGUGUGGGAAAAGCUUCAGCAUGAAUAGAGCUCUUACUUUACACCAUCGGACCCACAGUGGGCAGAAACCAUAUAAAUGCAUUGAGUGUGGAAAGAGCUUUGGGCUGAGUGGAGCUCUUACUAGACAUCAUAGAACCCACACUGGAGAGAAACCAUAUACAUGUUGGGAGUGUGGAAAGAGCUUCAGCACGAGUGGAAACCUUGUUAAGCACCAUAGAACCCAUACAGUGGAAAAACCAUAUACAUGUUUGGUGUGUGGCAAGAGCUUCAACCAAAUUGGGCAACUUAAUAUACACCACAGUACUCACACUGGGGAGAAACCACAUAAAUGCUUGGAGUGUGGAAAGAGCUUCAGACAUCGUAGAGAUCUGAAUAUACAUCAUAGAACUCACACUGGGGAGAAACCAUAUGAAUGCCUGGAGUGUGGAAAGGGCUUCAGCCAGAGGGGAACUUUUACUUUACACCUCAAGACGCACACUGGGGAGAAACCAUAUCAGUGCUUGGAGUGUGGAAAGAGUUUCAGCCGGAGUGCAUACCUUACUAUACACCAUCGAACCCACACUGGGGAGAAACCACAUAAGUGCUUGUUGUGUGGCAAGAGUUUCAGCCGGAGUGGACACCUUACUAUACACAAUCGGACGCAUACUGGGGAGAAACCACAAAAAUGCUUAGAGUGUGGAAAGAGUUUCAGAACCAGGGGAGAACUACUUGUACACCAGAGAACCCACACUGGGGAGAAACCACAUAAAUGCCUGAAGUGUGGGAAAAGCUUCAGAACGAGUGGAAACCUUACUUUACACUAUAGAACCCACACAGGGGAGAAACCACAUAAAUGCUUGGAGUGUGGGAAGAGCUUCAGCCGGAGUGGGGCGCUUACUAAGCACUAUAGAACCCACACUGGGGAGAAACCAUAUAAUUGCUUGGUGUGUGGAAAGAGCUUCAUCCGGAGUGAAACACUUACUAUACACCAGAGAAACCACAAUGGGGAGUAUCCAUAUAAAUGUUUGGAGUGCGGAAAAAGCUUCAACUCGAGAGGAGAACUUAAUAAACACCAUAGAAUCCACACUGGCGAGAAACCACAUAAAUGCUUCGAGUGUGGAAAGAGCUUCAGUGAGAGAGGAACUCUUACUAGACAUCAUAGGACCCACACUGGGGAAAAACCAUAUAAAUGCUUGGAGUGUGGAAGGAGCUUCAGCACGAGUGGAGACCUUAAGAAACAUCAUAGAACCCACACUGGGGAGAAACCACAUAAAUGCUUGGAAUGUGGAAAGAGCUUCAGAACAAGUGGAUAUCUUACUUUACACCAUAGAACCCACACUGGGGAGAAACCACAUAAAUGCUUGGAGUGCGGAAAGAGCUUCAGCCAGAGUGGAAAUCUUACUUCACACCUUAGAACCCACAUUGGGGAGAAACAACAUAAAUGCCUGGAGUGUGGAAAGAGCUUCAUCCAGAAAGGAAAUCUUGCUAUACACCUUAGAACCCACACUGGGGAGAAACCACAUAAAUGCUUUGAAUGUGGGAAAUGCUUCAGAACGAGUGGAGCUCUUAAUUUACACCAUAGAACCCACACUAGGGAGAAACCACAUAAAUGCUUGGAGUGCGGAAAGAACUUCCGCCAGAGGGGAGAUCUUACUUUACACUGUAGAACCCACACUGGAGAGAAACCACAUCAAUGCUUGGAGUGUGGAAAGAGCUUCUCCCAGAAGGGACACCUUAAUUUACACCAAAGAAUCCACUCUGGAGAAAAGCCACAUAAAUGCAUGGAAUGUGGAAAGAGCUUCAACAAUAGUGGAACUCUUACUGUACAUCAUAGAACCCACAGUGGGGAGAAACCACAUCAAUGCUUGGAGUGUGGAAAGAGCUUCACUCAGAAGGGACACCUUACUUUACAUCAAAGAAUCCACUCUGGAGAGAAACCGCAUAAAUGCAUGGAAUGCGGAAAGAGCUUCAACAAUAGUGGAGCUCUUACAAGACACCAUAGAACCCACACUGGGGCAAAACCAUAUAAAUGCUUGGAGUGUGGAAAGUGCUUCAGCCAGAAUGAAUAUCUUGCUAUACACCAGAGAACCCACACUGGGGAGAAACCAUAUAAAUGCUUUGAAUGUGGAAAGUGCUUUAGAACAAGUGGCUAUCUUACUAUACAUCAUAGAACCCACACUGGGGAGAAACCCUAUACAUGCUUGGAGUGUGGAAAGUGCUUCAUUGAUAGUGGAGCUCUUAAUGUACAUCGCAGAACUCACACUGGGGAGAAACCACAUCAGUGCUUGGAAUGUGGAAAGUGCUUUAGAACAAGUAACUGUCUUACUGUACAUCAUAGAACCCACACUGGGGAGAAACCCUAUACAUGCUUGGAGUGUGGAAAGUGCUUCUUCGAUAGUGGAGCUCUUAAUGUACAUCGUAGAACUCACACUGGGGAGAAACCACAUCAAUGUUUGGAGUGUGGAAAGGGUUUCAAUAGGAAGCAUCAGCUUGCUGAACAUGUAAAAAGUCACAGAGGAUAGAAAUUAUACACUUAAAAUUCCAGAUGAGCUGGAGUAUCUCCCUCAUUUUGUGAAAUUUAAAACCUUGUGAGAGUUCUACUUCUGAUUUUACUUGCUUUUACUCUUUUUCUAUUACAAUAGAACUUAAACCCCAUGUUCAUACAUGUGUUUUUGUGUCUCAUUUUCAAAAAAGUGUAUAUAAUUUGCUCUGUGAAAGAAUGAAUCCUUUCCUUGGGUGUUUUGUGUAUUACAGAAUUCUUUUAUUUAUAGUUGUGAUUUAUAGUAUUCUGUAUAUUUUUGUUGAUUCCCUCUAAGUCAAGGUUAAGAAACCCUGCUCUAAGUUGUACUGUAAAUCAGAACAGGGGGAUACAAGUUUGCAGCCCCUGACUGUCCGGUUGUUGUGAGACAAAAUCAACUGCUUUAGCAGGGAAAAUGGGAAAGUGAAAUGAUUGGGUGGAUUGAUUGUCUCCAGAGGGGAAAGGAGAUUGUUCUGUUGGGUCAUCUCCCAGCAGAAGUGAGAGGAGAUUGUGGGGUAGCUUUCUCCAGGCGAACGUAGAAAUCAUUUUGAUGAGUUGGUGGAAGAAAACUGGAGGGGAAGUUGGAAAUAGGAGGAGGAGGAGAGACCAGGCGGAGAGGAGCCUGAAACGUGAGUCAGUCAGAUGAAGCCUUGAGAGAGUGGGUGAGUCUCCACCACAUCUUGAGGCGGGUCUCAUGAUCAAGGAAACCUGCCUCCAUAGGGUUUGCGGGGAGAGCGGGCUAAGCCCGCUCUUCCUGCAGACGAGCAGGGAAGACCAUUACGGAGCAGGCAGGGGAAGACCAUUACGGAGCAGGACCAUAAUGGAAGGCCAUUACGGAGCAGGCAGGGGCUGGGAGGAUCGGGGGUCACACAACCACACAACCUCCCCCACCCUUUGAUACUCAAACCUCUCUGCCAACACUCUCUUCCCAUUAGGAAGUCAUUAAUCAUCCAUCAGGACAUCUCUCUGUGUGGCAUGCUUGAGACUGACAUGGGCCUAGCGAGUCCCCUAUUAGGAUUGGGUGCCGGACCCACAAUCCUCCUCCUCAAACUUUCCUCCACUUCCCCAUCACUAACAGGAGCCUUAUUACCCCACACAAUUGGAGAGGGGGAUCUACGCUGCAUUGGGUCUCGCCACCAACCUUUUCUCCUUUCCCUUUUCUCCAGCAGAGACUUUGCCAAGUGCGGUUGUGAAUGUGGGGUUGUUAGGACGGGCGACUUUUAAAAGUGGGGUUGUUAUGACGGGCCUUCUCCAUUGCUGCCCGGAGGCUUUGGAACACACUUCCUGCUGAAAUCAGAGCCUCCCCAUCUCCUACAACUUUUAAAAGGGCCGUCAAGGCGCAUUGGUUCACCCAGGCUUUUAAUUAGAUAUAGUCUUAAUUGUGUUUUAAGAGUUUUAGCUUUUUAAAAUGUUAAUUGUUGAAAUGUGUCAAUCUUUUUACUGGUUGUUUUUAUUGUUUUGUAAACCGCCCAGAGAACUUGUGUUUUGGGCGGUAUAAAAAUACGUUAAAUAGCGUGUCCCCAGUCUGUUUCUGAUUAUGUUGCAUUGCAUCCCUGGCACUGCUGGGCCCUGGGCCUUUGCCUUCCUUCCAGCUACCAUGGAGAAAGAGACGACACUGGUCAAGGACGUUGUUGUGAAUUGUGGAUUUGUUGUGAGACCUUGCAAUUUGCUAUUAUUUAUGUUGCUAGAAAGUUAGAUCAGCUGAAUGCAGUGUGUGUCUGGUGGGGGGGGGGGGGCUUUUUUAACUGCUUCUGUGUGUUGGAGCCAUAGCUUAGGAUUGAGUUAGGAGAAAUUCGGUAUAAUUUGUAUAUUUUUGAUUCUUUAUGUUAAUCUGGGGUCCUGGCACUCUCUGUGAUAUAUGGAAACAUGACCUAGAAUUAACUCUCCCUCCCCUGGAGUGUCACUGGAGUUUUGUUGGCCAGAUGGCCAGGAGGAAGAGUAUAGUGGGCAGCCAGGCAGCACUGCUAGAGAACUGGAAAAAGCAGUUGACCUUGAUUGACAUGCCACCUAAUGGCACAUUAAGGGAAAUGACUUGACUAGCAAGCCAGAGGCUGCCGGUUCGAAUCCCUGCUGGUCUGUUUCCCAGACUAUGAGAAACACCUAUAUCGGGCAGCAGCGAUCUAGGAAGAUGCUGAAAGGCAUCAUCUCACACUGUGAGGGAGGAGGCAGUGGUCAACCCCUUCUGUAUUCUACCAAAGACAACCCCGGGGCUCUGUGGUCGCCAGGAGACGACAGUGACUUGACGGCACACUUUACUUUACUUUGAUUGACAGGCUGGAGACCCUAGGUCAUGACCCAAUCGGUUGUGAGGUGGGGAGGGGCCAAGGGGGCUCCUGGAAGCUGCUGGGGAGAACAAAGGUGUGACCUAGGUGAGAGAAGGGAUGGCGUCUGGUCAAUUCCUUCCAGGGUUAGUGUGCAUCUCUUGGGACAAGAUUGCAGAGGGUGGGAGUAGCCAGGUUUGGUGAGUUCCAGGGGAAAAGAAGCCCAGGCUUGUGGCUUCGGAAGUUUAGAGCAGGAGAAAGUGUUUAGUAAGAAUUUGCAUUAGAAGUUAUGUUUCCUCUGUGUGUGUGUUGUGUUGCAUACCUAAAUCUUUGUUUUUCUGGUAACUGAGUUACUUAUGUGCUGCGCUUUGAAGUACUCUUGUAACCAACUAAGCAUUUAAAAGUGAAAUACUCUGUAACCAAAAAUCUGAAGCCCGAGACCAACUAAUUUUGUAGUAACUUAAUAAAUUGUCCCCCGCUCUUUA
Hemicordylus capensis (graceful crag lizard) is the source of this 8152-nucleotide messenger RNA. Its product is annotated as zinc finger protein 721-like. NCBI's taxonomy places the organism in Eukaryota, Metazoa, Chordata, Lepidosauria, Squamata, Cordylidae. Bases 1109 to 5410 code for a protein of 1433 amino acids. The transcript has 9 exons. Gene Ontology annotation, molecular function: DNA-binding transcription factor activity; RNA polymerase II cis-regulatory region sequence-specific DNA binding. Gene Ontology annotation, biological process: regulation of transcription by RNA polymerase II. The record is from RefSeq and is a predicted model, not a curated record.